GCGGAUGCGAGGCGUGCGCUCGGCAUGCUGGGACGUGUAGUACUCUGGCCUGAGAAUCAAAGAGCGCUUCGGGACCUGGGGACUCCAUUUCCCAUCAUGUCCCCUGGCAGCCGUCCGAAAGACCUGUCCGUGCGCCGCUGCCGCUCCUGGGAGGUGGAGUCCUCCUGCCCGUGACAGAGAACGAAGCGGAUGGUGGCUGGGACUCCAUUUCCCAUCGCUCCGUGUAGCAGGGCCAGGCUGGGCCGGCUCCCGAGCCGCCUCAGACGGAGCCAGGCAGCCAGCACGGCCCCCCUUCCCUUUCCCCCGGUCCCGGCCUCACCAUGAGCAGCGGCAGCGCCGGCUCUUCCCGGCCCCGGACGAGCUCCUUCGCAGAUCCCUCCGGCGGAGCUCCCGCCGCCGCACCCGCCGCACCCGGCCCCACCUCAGGGGCAGCGCCAGGGGGGAAGCCCGGGGGGGCUGCCGGGCCUGGGCCGGGGGGAGGCAGCAACACCGCCACGGUCGGCUCCUUCCCGAAUCUCAAGCUCGGCCGAGAUAGCAGCAAGGUGACCACCGUGGUGGCCACGCCCGGCCAGGGCCCUGACCGUCCCCAAGAAGUCUCGUACUCUGAUAUUAAGGUUAUUGGCAAUGGGUCAUUUGGGGUGGUCUACCAGGCCCGAUUGGCAGACUCUGGAGAGCUGGUGGCUAUCAAGAAGGUGCUGCAAGAUAAACGCUUCAAGAACCGGGAACUGCAGAUCAUGCGGAAGCUGGAUCACUGCAACAUUGUCCGCUUGCGGUAUUUCUUCUACUCAAGUGGUGAGAAGAAGGAUGAGGUGUAUCUUAAUUUAGUCCUGGACUAUGUGCCCGAGACGGUCUACCGUGUGGCCCGCCACUUUAUCAAAGCCAAACAGACGAUCCCUGUCAUCUAUGUGAAGGUGUACAUGUACCAGCUGUUCCGCAGUCUCGCUUACAUCCAUUCCCAAGGUGUCUGUCAUCGGGACAUCAAGCCCCAAAACCUGCUGGUGGACCCCGACACAGCAGUAUUGAAGCUUUGUGACUUUGGCAGUGCAAAGCAGCUGGUGCGGGGAGAACCCAACGUUUCCUACAUCUGUUCUCGCUAUUACCGUGCCCCUGAGCUCAUCUUUGGAGCUACCGACUACACCUCGAACAUAGAUAUCUGGUCUGCUGGAUGUGUGCUGGCAGAGCUGUUGCUGGGGCAGCCUAUAUUUCCUGGGGACAGUGGAGUGGACCAGCUGGUGGAGAUCAUUAAGGUGCUGGGGACGCCGACGCGAGAACAGAUUCGAGAGAUGAACCCCAACUACACGGAGUUCAAGUUCCCCCAGAUCAAAGCACACCCCUGGAUAAAGGUGUUCAAGCCCCGCACGCCGCUGGAGGCCAUCUCACUGUGCAGCCGGCUGCUGGAGUACACGCCCGCCACUCGCCUCUCUCCGCUCGAGGCCUGCGCCAACAGUUUCUUUGACGAGCUGCGCGAGCCAAGCACUCGGCUGCCCAACGGCCGUGACUUGCCCCCACUCUUCAACUUCAGCCCUGUGGAACUAUCCAUCCAGCCAGGGCUCAACCCCAACCUCAUUCCACCACACGUUCGGUCCCAGGCUGGCUCAGUGGGAUCUGUGCCUGGCCCCACAACCGCACACAAUGAGGGGCGAAUGGGAAGUGACAGGAGCCAGGUGACGCCAGGAGACGGCGCCGGACCCAUCGCCAACACAUCCUGAGGGGCCGCUGGGCAGGUCCCCUCCACCACCCCCUACCCCCCACCCCAGGCCACCCACAUGGACUUCUCAGAACUGUGAACGGUGGGGGGGAAAGCAGCUGUGGCCUGGGGGACCUUGUGGCGCCUGCCUGCCUCCCUCCCCCCUCCCUUUGGCCAAGGGGGAGGCCAAUUGGAGAGGAGAUGGCCGCUUGGAUGGGAGGGGGAAGUCCCCCCCCCUCCCCAGAUCACUUGCGAUACCUUCCCAUGUUGUCCCAUGAUGCCUCGGCACAGGGAGAGGGCAGCGGAAUCCCAUGGCAGCGGGGCUCCCUUUCUUUCCCUCGAAAGCAGUUCAGGUUGGUGCCUCUGGGGAGGGGGAGAGACCUGAGAGCGGCUGCCCCCCUUCCUCUGCUCCGCCCCAGUCUGCCCCAACUCGGUUUUAAGUUCCUCUUUGUUUUUAACAUCCCAUGGAGAGAGAGAGAGAGAAAAGUUUUAUUUCCGGUCUCAUGUCUCCUAUGCUCUCUGAACUCCAGCCCUGCGGUCCCUCUCGCCAUCCCUUUCCCUCACCGGGUGCCCUUCCUCCAUCCCAGACCUGUCUGCCUCUGCAACUCGGAUGCUGUAUUUUUAAGCGGGUCAGUCUUUUCUCCCCCCCGCCGCCUUUUUCUUUUAAUGUCCCGAUAAUCUGCCCCAUUCAGGUGGGGAACUGGGACCGUUCCUCUGCCCAAUACCCCGCUCCCUCGCCUUGUCAUGCGCUGGCUGUGCCUCCACCACAAUCUCUUCAUUGGGAACAAGAAGCUCCUCGCCCCCACACACACACGCGCCUUCGGUUGUGAGGGGGGCACGGCCGACCAUUCCUUCUUUCUCCAACCUCCCAUUAUCAAUGGUACCUGGACUUCCUGUGGGCAACCUAUUCCCCCCCCCCCGCCCCGGACCAUGCAGGCUGGCAUGAGUGUUGCUCUUCCCUAAGCAGGCAGUUACAUGGCAGAAACCUGCUCUGAACUUCAGCUGUUCCUCCCGCCCCACUAGCAGACUCCUCCUCGGCACUGCUCCGAUGUGGGUGAGGAGGGGCUCUCCAAGGGAGCCUGGGGGAGAAAGCUAGUUUUAAUUCCCUGCCCGUCUCCCCUUCCACUGUAAAUACAUCUCUUCUUCCCUCUCCCUCAAAACAAAUUCCUUUUACCGUUCUCCCUGUAAAUAGAUUAUAAUUUUUUUUUUCUUAAUACAAGGUUGCAAUGAUUGCCCCAAUCCCCAUCUCCCUCUCCACCUUCAAAUUGCUCUAGGAUCGAGGGUUCCCCCUGGGGAGCCAGGGUGCAGCCUGUGGAUAAAUUCCCCAAACCCCCGCCCCCCCCUUCAUCCUCACUGCCCUCCUCUCCCUUCCAACAUUGUGUGUUAGUUUCUUUCUUAGGUUUUUUGGCUGUGUACAGACAUCCGGUUCAAUAAAUUAUUGGCAUGAACGGAAAAAA
Hemicordylus capensis (graceful crag lizard) is the source of this 3144-nucleotide messenger RNA. It is a transcript of the gene GSK3A, whose product is annotated as glycogen synthase kinase 3 alpha. Lineage: Eukaryota; Metazoa; Chordata; Lepidosauria; Squamata; Cordylidae. The record is from RefSeq and is a predicted model, not a curated record. The coding region runs from base 321 to 1709 and encodes 462 amino acids. The transcript has 11 exons. Gene Ontology annotation, molecular function: protein serine/threonine kinase activity; ATP binding. Gene Ontology annotation, biological process: negative regulation of TOR signaling; regulation of neuron projection development; protein phosphorylation. Gene Ontology annotation, cellular component: cytoplasm; axon; cytosol.